This is a messenger RNA of Ixodes scapularis (black-legged tick), 1423 nucleotides long. RefSeq names its product TNF receptor-associated factor 6-B-like. The transcript has 13 exons. Gene Ontology annotation, molecular function: zinc ion binding. Lineage: Eukaryota; Metazoa; Arthropoda; Arachnida; Ixodida; Ixodidae. Bases 1 to 1347 code for a protein of 448 amino acids. The record is from RefSeq and is a predicted model, not a curated record.
AUGGAUGUUGAUGAAACUGUCGACGGCAAGACCUGGGCUCAUGAUUUUGGACAGUUUUCUGAGGAGCAGUCUAGAUUGUCGUCGGAGCACUUACCAGUUUUUGAGGCUGCUGCUGAAAGCAAUUUAACCAGUCGAUGCAGUCCACCUAUUGCGCAAGUGUCCAAACGCCCCCUGUGUAAAAACAACGCCCUCGAAAGCAAGCUAAAGGAACACAAGUAUGAGUGCCCGAAGAUCGAAAGGGAGUGUUUCGACUGCGGUGUCAAAGUUCUCAACGAAAACCUACAAGAUAACCUGGACGAGGAGUGCCAGAAGCGAGUAGUUCUUUGUGAUGCGUGCCACAGUCUAGUGACUUCCACUCAAUUUGGCAAACACAAGUCUGAGUGUCCGAAGAUCGAAAGGAAGUGUUCCGACUGCGGUGCCAACUUUCUCAAUGAAAAAAUACAAAAUCAUCAAGAGGUGGAGUGCCAGAAGCGAGUAGUUCUUUGUGACGCCUGCAAAAGUGCAAUGUCUUAUGAUGAACUCAGCGAUCAUGACCAGGAGUGCCUCGAGAAACCAGUGUUCUGCGACGACUGUGAGGGUGAGAUACUACGGAAGGAGAGGUUCAAGCAUGCCUUCGAGUGUCCAAUGCGUCUUGUAUACUGCGAGAGCUGUGAAGGAGUGUACGCCUACUCUUUAGAAAAGGAGCACAGGGAGCAGUGUGAAAAAAAUAAACUUGCUUGCGAGUACUGCGAAUUGGAACUGGAAGGCGAUGAUGAAAAAAACGCGCACCUUGUAACCUGCGAAGAUGCUUUGAUAGGAUGUGCUUUUAAAGAGUUUGGAUGCAACGAGAAAGCCCCAAGGAAAGAGAUGCAGGAGCAUGAGAAGCACCCACACAAUGCACUUCUUAAUCAAGUGAUCCUUGAACCUGCUUCCACCCAGGAGAAACAUCGAACGAGUUCCUUAACAUGGAGAGAAGACCAUUUCAGCGAGAACGCGGAUGCCACGGUGAAGUCGGAGGUCGAUGAAGCACCUGCCUGUAAACACUGCAAGGAGGAAUGGGAUGCGCGUGAACUUGGGGAACAUGAGAAGGCUUGUCCUAAAAAAGAAAUCCAAUGCCGAGACUGUGAGGAAUGGAUCACACAGGAGGAGUUAAGUGACCACAAGAAAAACUGCCAGUUUGGGAAGUGCAAUUUCUGCAACGAAAAACUGAAAAAAGAAGAGGACAAAAGAAAAAACAUCAAGUAUCAUGAAGAGCAUGACUCGCAUGCCUUGUUCUUUCUACCGAAAAUUAAGGAACUUCAAGAAAGGAUUCUGCAGCUGGAGCCCCCAAUUCGAGCUAUUUUGCGGCGAUUCCAGCAUCCCACGUGAUCUUUCAAUUAGAAAGUUUGAAGAAAUCCGAGAAAUACGAGUUUCGCCAAAUUAAAAACGUUGAUUAUCCAUUUGA